This is a messenger RNA of Closterium sp. Naga37s-1, 3276 nucleotides long. Lineage: Eukaryota; Viridiplantae; Streptophyta; Zygnematophyceae; Desmidiales; Closteriaceae. The record is from the annotation of a GenBank genome assembly.
AUGUUUCAAACCGUCAGCACACGCGAUUUCGCCAGCAAACGGCGAUCGGUAAAGUUAACUGCUGCCGGCGACACUGACGGCAACGGCGAAUGUCGCCGUUCAGCCCCGCGAGCGUCCACCAUUCGCGGCGGCUCUUCAGGAGAAGGACGGCGAGGAGGUAAAGGAGGAAAAUCAUCUGCGACUGACACGACGGCGACUGCGGGGAGUUCGAGCCGAGGCCGGCGCAAAUGGGCGCAGUCGGGCAGCAGCCGCGCGGCGCCAUCGACGGCGGAAGAUGCGGUGCAGGCGGAACUCGCGGCGACGCCGGGGCUGCUGGAGCCGAUGCGCGUCGAGCUGAUACCCGAGGAGGGGAAGGUGGACAGCUACCGCAUAGCGGCGGGCAUGAAAUCCCGGCACCCCCCAGGCGUGAUCUACGGCCUCCUGCGCGACUUCAAGCGCGGCCCCGCCAUCUUCCGCCACAUGGACAAGUGCUCAUCCGUGCCGCAGCCCGAUGGAAGCUUACUGGUCGUGCAGAACGUCAAGUGGCGGUUCCAGCUGUUCUCGGGGAAAUUCGACCUGGCGCUCUAUUGCCACUGCGACGACGCGACGCGCACUAUCACGUACCGACUGGCAUCUCCUGGAUUCAUGAAAGAUUUUGUCGGCACAUCAACCAUCCGCAGCCUUUCCCUCUCUCACGCCCCACCAUCCUCCUCCUCCUCCCUGCCUCUCACCGUUCCCGGCACAAGCGCUAUCAGCCGCCCCCAGCUUCUGCUACAACCAGAGCUACAGCCCCAGGCACCUCAGCCUAAGUCCUUGCACCCGGCGCUACAGAUGAAGCCGCUACAGCCGCGCCUCCCGCUACAGCAGCGGCUGCUACAGCUUCAGCAGGCGAUUCCCCUCGGCCGCUUCCCAGCUCAGCUGCUGGCGUUUGGCCGAGUGGCUGUGGGCGAGCCUCGGAUCGAAGGCGAGGGGCUAGGAGGGGGGAUUAUGGGUGGAUGGCCAAGGAUGGGUGAUGGAGCUGCUGCUGCUGUGCCCAUGGUUGCGGCAGCAGGAGCAGUAGGAGCACCAGUAGCAGCAGGAGCAGGAACAGGAGGAGCAGUAGGGAGCAUGGGAGGAGGAGCUAAAAUAGGAGGGGUCGUUCAGUGGAAGGGUGGCGUGUCUGCAGGUGGUGCUUCGGAGCUGGUGAAAUGUGGACCGUCGGAUUGUGGGUCGGAGAUCGAGAUCGUCCAGAGGGUCGAACCAUCCAACUUGCCGCUUGGUCCUUUGACCCAGUACAUAUUGGGGUACAUCAUGACGGCCCAAAUGCGAGGUCUCUUCCAUGACCUGUGUGUGGAGGCAACAAACAUUGAAGCGAGGAAUAUUGCGGAACAGGCAAGGUUAAAGUCUGUCGCCGCUGCUGCUGCUGCCAAAGCGGGUGCUGCUGGUCAGGAUAAUGCACCUCCUCCCCCGCCUCCCCCCACGUCCGAUCCCCCGUUGCCCCCUCCCCCACCCUUCCCACCCGCGCAUUCCGCGCUUCCGCCUCCCCCGCCUCCCCCAUCCGGCUCGGGGACUCUCGCGCUUCCGCCACCCCCUUCCGCCCCGCAUCCUCCGUCCGCGGAGAAGGGGCGGCAUGCGGGAGGGGAUGGGAGGAGAGACAAGCGCGGAGCUGGCGGAGAUGCGGGAGACGGGCGGAGAGAUAGGCACCAGCAUAGUCACCACUCGCAACACCACGCGGGCGGGGGGGUUGGGGGAAGCGGGGCGCUGGUCCCCGCGCGGGGUAGGGACGCGUCCGCGGGAGCAGCUGUUGGGGGAAGCGGCGCAGCAGGCGCAGCAGCAGGGGGGGCUAAGGACGAGAACCGGUUGAAACGGCCGUCGACGUUCCUGUGUAGAGUGAGGUUCACUAAUACCCUGCCUGAGCCAGCAUCGCAGCCAAAGCUGCUGCCUCUGGGGGGCGACCCACACCGCUACUCCGCCUACCACGUGUCCACUCUGGAGGCGGAUCACCGGCACCGCCUGCACGUGGAACGGGAUUUAGGGAUUCCGUUGGACCUGCUCGAUCUCUCCGCCUACUGCGCCCCGCCUCCCUCUCAGCGCCCCCCGUUGCACCCAGCAGACGCGGAACUCCUGAGGGACGACGAUGCGAGUGUCAAGCACAGGGAGGGCGCGGGGGCAGCAGCAGGGGGGGCGGGCGCUCUGCGAGUGAAGGAGAGGCCCACAGAUGCGGGGUUGAGCUGGCUUGUGCACACUCAGUACAUCUCCGCUGCUGGCUCUGGCAGUGCUCCCAAGAAGAGGGUGCUUAAUGAAAAGGAGGCAAAGCUGCUGGCCCUGCAGCUGGAGUUGGCAGAUGAGCAGAUGUACAGUACAAGGGAGGGGCAGAUCCGGUACAUCGAGGAAUCGUUUCAGGCUGCCCAGAAGCCGCCCGUGCACCCGUCGAACCCGAGCCUUGAAGCAGUGGAAGUGUUGCCGGUGCUGCCGCUGUUCUCCCUGGCGGGCCGCCAGUUUGUGCAUCUCGUGUUUGAUGACACUCCUCUGGCUGACUCGCCCGCUCACAUGCAUCUGAAGGAGGAACAGAAGAAAGAAAUGGAGGCCCGGGCGAUAAUGAAGAAUUUCAAGGUGGCAGCACCAGGGGGAGGGGAACCACAGUCGUUCGUGGCAUACAUGGUUCCCAACAAGCGAGAGCUGGAGAGGAAGCUGAGGGAGGGGGAGAGUGCACGGUACGACUGGGUUCGAGAAUACCACUGGAAGGUGGCCAAGGGGGAGCAAGGGCGAGGAACCUUCCUCUUCUGUUUCAACAAGGACAGUGUGACUUACCUGCCCAUCAACACGAAGCUCACAGUGGCAAAGAGAAAGGCCAAGGAGGGAGGCAAGGCGAAGGGCGAGGAGGGAGAGCGAGUGGAGCUGCCCGUUCCCUCCAAGCUGGAAGAGGUGGGAGAGGUGAGAGAGGUGGGAGAGGAGGGAGAGGUGGGAGAGGUGGAAGAGGAGGGAGAGGUGGGAGAGGAGGGAGAGAUGAGAGGGAUGGGAGCGAGGAGAGGAAGAGACGAGGAGGAUGAAGAUGAGGAGGAGAGGAGGGAGAAGAGGCGGAGGUAUGAUGGUGAGGAGAGAGAAGGGAGGGGAGAGAGAGCGGGGAGGGGGGAGAGGGGUGGUGGUGGAAGGGCGGCUGGAAGUGAGGAUGAGGGAGAUUGGCACAGGAGGCAGUGGGAGCAUAGGGCAGACAGUGGCAGUGGUGACGGAAGGGGUGGGAGGGGUGAUGGUGGGGAUGGGGGCAACAGUGAGAGUGAGAGUGAGAGGAGGGGGAGAGGGGAUGAGGAUGAGCGAUGA